CUCCGGGGCCAUAAAACUUAGCCAGCUCACUUUUGAGAUCAGAAUUUGAGACGGUCUCAGAUUUUGGUCUCAGUCUCAAGUUAGGUGUGCCAUAAAAAAUUGUCGUCUCAGUCUCAGUCUCAGUUUCUUAGUUUGGUCUCACUCUUGAGCUCAAAAAGUUAGCCAACUUAAAAGGUGUCUAACUUCUUAAUUUGUGAUCUCACUUUCAAUAUGGCGUCUUCGGCAGCGAGGUUGAAUAUUUUCAACAUCAUUCAAAGGCAGAGAAAGGCUCCACGUCCGCGUGUUUUCAAGGAUAGAAGUAAUCCAUUGGAGGAUUUGGAGCCGAAUGAGGUCUAUAUUAAAUACCGUUUCAGGCCUGCUACCAUCCUCUUCCUUGUGGAAUUGUUGUACGAUGAUCUUGUAAGACCUACAAAGAGAAACUCCGCCCUUCCCCCGCUUUUACAAGUGCUGGUAGCCCUACGAUUCCUAGCCACUGGCUCAUUUUAUAAUCUCGUUGGUGAACCACUGGGAAUCGCCAAGUCUUCGACUGGAAGAGCCGCUCGCCGUGUGUGUACCUUGCUUGCGGGUUUCGCACAGAGGUACAUUAAAUACCCUAUGGACCUAUCUUCAUUCAAGAGUAGAUUUUUUGAUAUUGCAGGAUUCCCAAAUGUGGUUGGGUGUGUGGAUGGCACUCAAAUUAAGAUAAAAGCUCCAAAGGAUAAUGAAGCUGAUUUUAUAAACAGGAAAGGAUUCCAUUCCCUAAAUGUACAGAUGAUAUGUGGCCCUGAUUUUUCCAUCACAAAUGUUGUGGCUAAAUGGCCAGGAUCAGUCCAUGAUUCCAGAAUUUUCAAAGAGUCUGCGUUAUGUAGAGAAUUUGAAAAUGGACACAUACAAGGAAUACUUUUGGGAGAUUCAGGGUAUGCCCUUAAACCCUACCUGAUGACGCCAUACCUGAACCCAUCUGAGAUUCAUAUGCAGCGGUUUAAUACUGCCCACUGUAGGACAAGAGUGUUGAUAGAGCAGACAUUUGGCAUCAUUAAGCGUAGGUUCUCAUGUCUACACACUGAAUUACGAGUGUCACCCCAGAGGGCCUGUGUUGCCAUCAUUGCCUCUUGUGUCUUACACAACAUCGGUAUUAUGCGAGGAGACAUUUUGCCAAAUGCGGACAUCAUCAUAAAUGAUGAGUGGGAUGAGGCGGAAGACUUGGGAGGUGAUGGCAAAACUGUACGUGACCAUAUAGCCUUGAAUUACUUCUGAAAAUGUCUCUGUCUGGAGAGUAGUGGACUGUGCUGUGCU
Saccostrea echinata is the source of this 1275-nucleotide messenger RNA. Its product is annotated as putative nuclease HARBI1. NCBI's taxonomy places the organism in Eukaryota, Metazoa, Mollusca, Bivalvia, Ostreida, Ostreidae. The coding region runs from base 211 to 1236 and encodes 341 amino acids. The record is from RefSeq and is a predicted model, not a curated record. The transcript has 5 exons.